This is a messenger RNA of Echinops telfairi (small Madagascar hedgehog), 2838 nucleotides long. RefSeq names its product transmembrane protein 64 (gene TMEM64). NCBI's taxonomy places the organism in Eukaryota, Metazoa, Chordata, Mammalia, Afrosoricida, Tenrecidae. The coding region runs from base 1 to 858 and encodes 285 amino acids. The record is from RefSeq and is a predicted model, not a curated record. The transcript is spliced from 4 exons.
AUGAUCCUCGCGGUGGUCGGCGUGGCCGAGGUGAGAAACUGGCGUUGCUGCUGCCUCGGCAGCACCUGUUGGUGCCGAAGCCUCGUGCUGGUCUGCGUGCUGGCCGCCCUGUGCUUCGCUUCGCUGGCCCUGGUCCGCCGCUACCUGCAGCACCUCCUGCUCUGGGUGGAGAGCCUCGACUCGCUUCUCGGGGUCCUCCUCUUCGUCGUGGGCUUCAUCGCGGUCUCCUUCCCUUGCGGCUGGGGCUAUAUCUUACUCAACGUGGCCGCCGGCUACCUGUACGGCUUCGUGCUGGGCAUGGGACUGAUGAUGGUGGGCGUCCUCAUCGGCACCUUCAUCGCCCAUGUGGUCUGCAAGCGGCUGCUCACCGCCUGGGUGGCCGCCAAGAUCCAGAGCAGCGAGAAGCUGAGCGCCGUUAUUCGGGUCGUGGAGGGAGGCAGCGGCCUGAAAGUGGUGGCGCUGGCCAGACUGACCCCCAUACCUUUCGGGCUCCAGAAUGCAGUGUUUUCGAUUACUGAUCUCUCAUUACCCAACUAUCUGAUGGCAUCUUCACUUGGCUUACUUCCCACCCAGCUCCUGAAUUCCUACUUGGGCACCACCCUGCGCACGAUGGAAGAUGUCAUCGCAGAGCAGAGUGCCAGUGGGUAUUUUGUUUUCUGUUUACAGAUUAUUAUAAGUAUAGGCCUCAUGUUUUAUGUAGUUCAUCGAGCUCAAGUGGAAUUGAAUGCAGCUAUCGUAGCCUGUGAAAUGGAACUGAAAACCUCCCUGGUUAAAGGCAGUCAACCGAAUACCACUGGCUCUUCAUUCUACAACAAGAGGACCCUAACAUUUUCUGGAGGUGGCAUCAAUAUUGUAUGAUUCUUUCAAAAUGUAUGGUUGUCAAGAGCCUAGCGUGCUGUCCCAGGGCUGCCAGUCACUUGACUGGUGGGCAGAGACACGUUGUAAUUGGAUUAAUGGCACAGACAGAACUGACCACUUUUUAAAUUGCACAACUUUUUUAAGGCAAGAAUCAUUUUCUGGAUGUGUAAACGUAUGUAUAGAUCCAAUUUUGGCUGCACCUCUUUAAUCACUUAUCACGCUCGAAAUGGCCUAUAGGUCUGCACUUUAGUGUUUUUUAAUUAUUUUAUUUCUGGGUACUUAAGAACAGAGAAAUAACCCCAAUAUUUUUCUGCUUAGUGUCUUUAUUUAUAAAGUCCAUGAAUAAGUGUAUGCAUCUUUCCUACUUGUUAGGAUGUGUAAUUGUAUGCAAUUGUACGUAUGUGGUAUGAUUGGACGCGCUCUGCUUUGGUAGUCAUUUCAGGCAGGUAAACAGUGGCAUUGGCUUUGUUUUGUCAUUUUUAAGUGGGACCACUGUGCUUUCCUGUUUUCUCUCUAGUUGGAAAACACAGUAACUGUUGGUUGGAUGUGUUUUUUGUAAGUCAUCACAUUGUCGCAGGGCGUUUACACAUACACAAGCUUAUCUCCUACAUUGUGGGACUGAAGUGCUCUUAAGAUGCCUUUUUGUGUUCACUGUGUAAUAUGCAAAGCAAAAGGGAAGCGGUUACUUAAUGGGCGGUCAUCCCAUUGGGACACGUGUUCUAAUCCCAUUGGGACGCGUCACCCUCUCUAGGUCUGUCAUCAAGGGCUGUCCCGUCACAAUCUCACAGAACCCUUUAUUAGAGGAAACUCUCUUCCUUUUUGUAUUCAUAAUGAGGCUUUGAAAUAAAGAUGUUAGCCCUUUAAAAUGUGGACUUACUGUUAUUGAAGAUGUCACUCAGGUGGCCUUGUUUGAUCAAAACUUUUAUAAAAAAAUAUCAAGCUUUAAAAUCAUAUUUCUAAUUCCAUUGAGGUAUAUUAUACGUAGCCCCAUAGUCUUCAGCUUUAAAACUAUAAAUUAGUAUUAACUUAAUGCCUACAUUUGUGUUAUUUGCCCUAGUUUUGAGUGGGCUUUAUUUUGAAUUUUUGAGGGGGGAUUACUUGUGUUUCUCUGAUAAGACUCAGGAAUUCUGAAAUGUGAAACGAAGUGUCUCAGUUCUAUAGCUCUGAUAGCUUGAAUUGAGUGGAUUUAUUAAUAACUCAUAUAAGGACAAAAUAUAAUAAUUUGGCAUAAGAUUCAUGUAUCUCAUUUCAUUUAUCACCUUAUUUUUAAAAAUAGUUUUAUUGUGAACCUAAGGAUUAAGUAUCUAUUUUUUUUCCUAUGAAGAUUCCAACUUAUCAGAGACUGGACAUUUUCAUUAGGGUAAAAGUGUUUGCCCUCUUGGAAGCAGGUUAUCCUAGUCUUAUACUAGAGCUGCAUUCGACCAUUUCAGCGCCUCAUUUCUUUGCCCGAUUGUAGACACACUUGCUUUUUGUUUGUUUGUUUGUUUGUUUUCCUUUCCUCCACCUUGGAGUCAAGUUUGUUUAUGUGUCCAGACCAAGAAGCCCUCACUGUAAAUGCUUUGAGAGAGACCUGGGUUUGUACCACAUAAUCGACCUCCAAAAAUUUCCUUGCAUUAUCGAUGGGGGAAUAUAUAUAUAUAAUUAGAAUAUCUAUCUUCUAUUGGAUCCUAAAAAAUUAUUUUAGUUUAAAAUCCCAGUGAACAAUAUAUUUGAUUGAUUCUUUUCUGUCCAAUUUCACAUUUCUGUUGUUGCUGUCUGCUUUUUGUUUGUUGAUUCAUUUUUGUUAAAAGUCUCCUUAAUUUAAGAUAAUUUGUUUUCCCAUUGCUUUAUACUUUAUGUAUUUUGAAGUGCAUUUAUUUACUUAGCAUUUUAUAACUUGAAUAAUCUCACCAAAUGAAUAUGUUCUGCUAGUUUGUACUGAGUUCUUCCAAUUGUUACACGUCGCUUGAUAUUUGUAAUAAAUAUUUAUCUAAAGGUUAA